GUUGGGAGUGGGCGGGGCUUAACCUCGCUUGCCCGGAGAACGCGGGGUUGACCGAGGCAAAGAUGAGGAUUGAGGUGUGGGCUCUCCGACAGACUAGGGAGAGAAAGUCUGAUCCUGUAGGCAGCCCAGUACAUUCGAUCCACAGUCUAUACAAUUACUGAAGUGAGCUCUAGGACAGAGCAGCAGCUGUUCAUGCUUGGAGCAUUGUGAACUCUUAGGAUAAUUAGCCAACAAUAGCUUUAUUUGUACAACCUCAUACCUAAAGAAGAAAGAAAAUGGCUUGUGCUGAGUUUUCUUUUCAUGUGCCAAGUCUAGAGGAGCUUGCUGGAGUUAUGCAGAAGGGGCUAAAAGAUAACUAUGCUGAUGUCCAGGUCUCUGUUGUUGAUUGCCCUGAUUUGACUAAGGAACCAUUUACCUUUCCUGUAAAAGGCAUCUGUGGGAAAACUAGAAUUGCAGAAGUAGGAGGUGUGCCUUACUUAUUGCCUCUUGUAAACCAAAAAAAAGUUUAUGAUUUGAAUAAAAUUGCAAAAGAAAUCAAGCUGCCUGGAGCUUUUAUUCUUGGAGCGGGAGCAGGCCCAUUUCAGACUCUUGGGUUCAAUUCUGAGUUUAUGCCAGUUAUUCAAACAGAAAGUGAACACAAACCUCCUGUGAAUGGAAGUUACUUUGCCCAUAUUAACCCUGCAGAUGGAGGGUGCAUACUAGAGAAAUACAGUGAGAAACAUCAUGGUUUUGGAUGUGCACUAUUGGCUAAUCUUUUUGCCAGUGAGGGCCAGCCUGGCAAGGUCAUUGAGGUGAAAGCCAAAAGAAGAACUGGACAACUUAACUUUGUGACUUGUAUGAGACAGACUCUGGAAAAACAUUAUGGAGAUAAGCCUGUAGGGAUGGGAGGUACUUUCAUAAUUCAGAAGGGAAAAGUGAAGUCUCACAUUAUGCCGGCAGAAUUUUCUUCCUGCCCAUUGAACUCUGAAGAAGAGAUCAAUAAAUGGUUGCAUUUUUACGAGAUGAAGGCUCCUUUGGUUUGUCUACCAGUUUUUGUCUCCAGAGACCCAGGGUUUGAUUUGCGACUAGAGCACACUCAUUUUUUUAGUCAUCAUGGAGAAGGUGGACACUACCAUUAUGACAUUACCCCAGACAUAGUGGAAUAUCUUGGAUACUUCUUACCGGCAGAGUUUCUCUAUCGCAUUGAUCAACCAAAAGAGACCCAUUCAAUUGGGCGAGAUUAAAUCAGCUGAUACUCUUUUAGAAAAAGAAACAAUUAACUAAGGUUAACUAAUUGAUUUAUUAAUUGAUACUAAUAUAAAAUUCAAUAGAAAUGCUUUUAUUACUUAAACCAUUUUUUUGGCCUUUGAAAUGAAAGGGAUAUGUUGACGUUGUAUUCUAUUUCAUGGAUCUGUCUGAAAGAGAUUAUUGAGAACAAAGAUACCUAAUUGGGAUGGUCUUCAUUUUUUUUUUUAUACAUACAUACAUACAUUUAUUGAACCAACUUCAUUAUGUUCUUAUUCUGUAAUACCAGCAAAAUCAGUUUUAUGUUUAUUCUUCAAGUACAAACUAAUCAGGAAUCAUGUAAUUAUUCCUACUGUCUAAUAGUAAUAUCUUACAUUCAUAUAACAUUAUUAAAUUUUUCAAAUUUGUCUCAACUGCUGAGUGGAUGUUUCUGGGUAGUAAAAAAAAAAAAAUCAGUGUUUAGAAAUGUUGAUAGCUGUGAAUCUUUGUAUUGAAUUUUAGAAAUCAUAGUAUACUUUUUUCAUGGAACAAGGUGGGCAGGGAAGCCCUUCAUCUUUUUGGUUAAAUUAAACCAUACUCAGAAUUUUGCAGUUAGCCUUUCAGAAUCAUUAGAAACUAGCUGGUAUGAUUCCUCCUUUGUUUGGAUUGCCAAUUAGAAGCAGUUUGUACUUUGCUGGUUCUUUGCAAGAGGAGAAAGGAAAACAAACAGCAUUACAAUACAACACUGAAGUGAGUGUACUUUUAUUUAUAAGUGAGGCUAUUGCUAAACAUGACCACUGUCCUUGUGAAAUAUAAAAUUAUACGCUUCAUGAUUGUAAUGGCUGAAAUUUUCUUUGAUGAUCUUCUAUAAUAAUCAUUAGCCAGAAAUCAAGUCUCUAACCUUGCCAGUGCCAGCAAUGUGCAAGUUUAGGAGUUCUUUAGUAUUAAGGACAUAUCUUCAAAUAAUAUUUUUUGAUUGCCUACUUUCUAUAUUAGCUAUAACAUCUCUUGUGAGGAUAAAUUCCUAAAUAUUUCUUUUAAGUAAGCACUAUUUUAAAGUAAAAAAAAAGAAUUUUAUAUUUAUAAUCUGAUAUUGUUUCUUUUAAUAUUUUGCCUCCAGACAAAAGUAAUAUUCGUAUUCUUUCAUUUAACAAAUAUAUAUUGAACACGUACCCUGCCCUAUGGAAUGUAAACUCCAUGAGGGCAGAUAUUUGUUCACCAUUGUGUAGACUUGAACAGUGCCUGACCAAAGUAGGCACUCAAUAAUUAUUUGUUGAAUCGAUGAGUGGGAGGAUGAUUAUGUCAGACACUUCACCAGAUGCUGAGAUCUAUGUAGUGGGACAAGACAAAUAAUACCAACUGACAUAUUUGUUAAGUGCUAUGAAGAGAAGUAAAACAGGGAUGGAAAUAAAGGAGGAUGCUGUUUUGUUGUGUACAUCCCACUCUGAGGCAGGAUGGACUCCCUACCCAAAAUUUGGUUCAGAUGUCCAGACUGAUGAAGUCACACAUACACCAACAGGAUAUGAAAGGGUUUAUUACUCACAUAAUGAAGCUUUCUGGGGAGAGCAGGGCAGCUCCUAAGUACGUCCAAAAAUGGCCUGAGAGAAAAGAGAAAGACUCUUUUGGGGUUUUUAUGGUGCUUAGGGGGUAGGGCCAGGGUAAUGGUUCCUAAAUGCAGUUUGAGUUUCCCACAGGUGUCAAGAAAGCCUGGGUGCUCCCUUCUUUAUCAGCUUACCAAAAUUUGGGGAGGAAAAAGACAGAGAGGGUAAGGCUUAACAGCUGUCAGCAGUCAAACAUCAAGAUGUAAUCAGAUUCUUCAUUACACGUGUUACAUAGAGAGAUCAGGGAAAACUUCUCAUAAAGAGACAUUAGCAAAGACCUGAAAGAAAUGGAGUGAACCAUGAAGUUAUGUGAUAAACAUCCUUCCUGGCAGAUUCAAAGGCUCAGAGGCAGGAGAGGUCUUGUAUGUUCAAGAAACAGCAAGGAGGCCAUCGUGAACAAAAUAGCAUCACUUGACUUUGGAGCUAACAUCUAAUGCAACAAAUAUAUACUUUACAAUAUAUACGUAUAUAUUCACAAAAUUAUAAGUUAAUGUCAUAUUCACUUUAAAAUUAGGAAUUUGACAGGGAUGCCCAAUAUUGUUAACUAUUGGAGGCUCUGGCCAGGAAAAAAGGAAGAACAGUUGUAAGGUAAAUGCAGGACAUAGACCUAUCCACCCUCGCCACACGUGCCAGAGUUCUUCCCCCUGGGAAACUACCCCUGGCCAAGGUAGUUUAUCCAAGGAAAGGCACGUCUCCUUUAAGACAAAUGGAAGACAGUAGAAAGCAGCAGCCCAGAGUAAAUAAAUUAGCAUGUAAAUAGAGUUAGAAUACUAGUGUUAACUACUCUGGUGCCAGGAGGGGUUAAUUUAUCCAGCCAGAUCUCCUGCAAGCUCUGAGUUGGGUGAGGGUCUACACAUAAGCAUGCAAAUGAUUUAUACCUCUUCUUUGAUCUGUUCACUGUAUGACUGUUGUAUGUACCCUAUGGCAGUGUGAAUUUCUAGCUGACCGGGCCGCCAUCAGCACCUCCUGUAAGUCUAAUAAACCGGUGUCUCUACCUAUUGCAAUAUUGGGUGAGUUUCUUUGGAAUAGGUGAACACUACGCAAGUGCCCUUUCAGAUUUGGGGCUCCGCGAUACAGCAGGUAUAAUGAUUAAAAAGAAAGAAAAGAUUUUUUUUUUUUAGCAGAAAACAAGUUCACUUCAUAAAAAACCAGAUAGAAUCUCUAGUGAAAUUAAUUAUUAAACUGAGUUCAAAAAAGUUCCUAAAUAUAGUCAGUAUACAGUAAUGA
Cynocephalus volans (Philippine flying lemur) is the source of this 4031-nucleotide messenger RNA. It is a transcript of the gene BKGD, whose product is annotated as chromosome 4 C11orf54 homolog. The transcript is spliced from 10 exons. Gene Ontology annotation, molecular function: zinc ion binding; hydrolase activity, acting on ester bonds. The record is from RefSeq and is a predicted model, not a curated record. NCBI's taxonomy places the organism in Eukaryota, Metazoa, Chordata, Mammalia, Dermoptera, Cynocephalidae. Gene Ontology annotation, cellular component: nucleus. Bases 276 to 1223 code for a protein of 315 amino acids.